Ceratitis capitata (Mediterranean fruit fly) is the source of this 5413-nucleotide messenger RNA. It is a transcript of the gene Su(z)2, whose product is annotated as protein suppressor 2 of zeste. The transcript has 7 exons. Bases 667 to 5319 code for a protein of 1550 amino acids. Gene Ontology annotation, biological process: negative regulation of transcription by RNA polymerase II. The record is from RefSeq and is a predicted model, not a curated record. Gene Ontology annotation, molecular function: promoter-specific chromatin binding; metal ion binding. NCBI's taxonomy places the organism in Eukaryota, Metazoa, Arthropoda, Insecta, Diptera, Tephritidae. Gene Ontology annotation, cellular component: PRC1 complex.
UCGAGUUGUCUAGUUCGUGUUGAGCGACUGAUACCGGAUAAAACAGUUGGCGAAACUGAACACAAAUUUUAACCAACUUAUUGUGUGAAAUAAAUUUCGCUUUAGGAAAAGUGAAGUGUAGUGAAUGCUAAAGGAAAGCAGAAAGUAAGAAACUCGGAACAAUAAAAAGCGGACAGUGUCAGUGGCGAACUGUUGUUGUUGCUGCUAAUGCAGAGGCAUUCGAGAAAUCGAUAAGGAAAACAAAAACAACAAGUGCACAAAAUAGAAUAGUAGUGUAAAGGCAAAACAAACAAAAGUAAAUAAAGAAAUCGAAAAACGAACACAAAGAGGCGAAGAAGAGUAAGAAGAAAAAUAACAAAACAAAAAAAAAACAACACCAAAAGUAAAGUGUGAAGGGAGCUAAAGGAAAGCUAGCGGGCUUAGUGCAAUGUGCGCAAAGUGGGCCGAUACACGCUGAAUGGGUGGUAUGAGAGCAGCGAGUGGAGACGGCAGCGAGCGGUUCGUGAAUUGUUGUUAAAAAUCAAUAGAAAUAUAAAUACUGGAAGAGGCUACCAAAGUGAAGAUUAUAUAAUAUAAUUAAAAAUAUAUAUAUAAAAGAACAAAUAAAAUAAAAAAGAAGAAUACCUUUUGAACUCAUGAAAUAUAUUUUUAAAUAAAAUAUUCAAAAUGAAACUACAAACACCAACAAAAACUCUAAAAGUGCGCGAAUUUAAUGAGUUUUUAAGCUGUCAUAUAUGCGGUGGUUAUUUGAUAAAUCCAACAACAGUAGAUAAUUGUUUGCAUACAUAUUGUCGCAGUUGCAUUGUGCAACAUCUACACCAAGACACUUAUUGUCCACUGUGCAAAGCAGCCGGUGGUGGCAAGCAAAUAAAUGUGAGCAACUUGAAAUCCGAUGAUGUAUUGCGUGCAUUGAUUUUCAAAUUGGUGCCCGGUCUAUAUCAAAAGGAACACGAACGUGCACUACAAUACAAAGUCGCACAGCGACGUAAUGGACAACAGUCGAGUGAAGUGGAGGAAGAUGCUGAGGAAGUGUGCAAUGAGCGAGAGCAGGAAACAGUUGAUGAACAUUUUUUCGAGCCUGCUGAGCCAAUUAGUUUGUCAUUGGAAUAUCAUCCCGCUUUGCUGAAGGGCUAUAGCACGAGUCAAAUACCGCCAGUUCGUUAUCUACAAUGUCCAGCUUGUUUGAAGAUACGGCACUUAAAACGUUUUCUCUGCUCUAAAUUCGACAUUGACCCCGAGAGUAAGCGUAUCGAGGUGGAAGUGAUUUAUGAGGAUGAGGUGUUGCCAAACGAUUUUACGCUAAUGGAUGUUGGCUAUUGUUACAAUUGGAAGAGGCAUGCACCCAUGAAAUUCACCUACCGCAUACUGUUCUAUGCUGACGACUCGCGGAAGUUGGAAAAUGACGGCAACAAAUCCGACGUCGAAUGUAGGAGAAAUUCUAGCGUCGACACCGUAAAAGCAGCGGAAAUCCACCACGACAAAGACAUACGACUUUGUGAUGAUGAAACAAAUAUUACAACACUCUCCAAUACAUCCAACUCCAACUCACCGCCCUCUGUGGGCUAUAACGCUCACGCAGAAUCGCUAAAACCCAUAAAGAACAGAAGUAAAAUGGCAAAGCCGAGUAAAGUCAAUUCAAAUAAAACACAAGCCAAGUUGCCGGCCGAAGAGAUGAAUGCGCCGGUGAAAAUGAUUAUCGCGCGAAAAUCGAGCGCCGAUAGUGGCAAGAAGCCGUCGCCGAAACGCAACAAUCAUGACGAGGUUACCUACACCGUUACAAAUGAUUUCAAGAGUCUACGCAGCAAUGAUAUGCGCUACAGCGACUAUGCAGUCUCGUCCACCACAAGUAAUAGUAAUUCACCGAAGAAUUCACCCAAGAGCGCACAACGUUCACCCAAAACUUCGACAGAUGUGGCGAUCAUUGUGGAAUCAACACCACCACCAGCAACAACAACGGCGCAGAUGGCAACAACGGUGUCCAAAUGUGAUAUUUUGGUCAGCAUACCACAAUCACAAAUGCCGAAGUCACCCUACUCGGUCGAUGAUGAAUUUGAGAACGUCUCUUUGGCGCAAUUGAAAACCGCCAGCAAGAAGUCGCCACCCAGCGCAGCUAGCACAACAGUGAGUAAUGCGUCGGAGUCUGCGAAAAGUGUUGCUAAAAAUGUGCCAAAACUUAAGAUUGAAUUGAAUAGUCUGAAGUCGCGGUUGAGCAUUUCAAAGCCCAAAUCGGCGGGCGUACUGCAGAGCACAGAUAUAUCAGAGAAACGGGGGCGCACCAAACAGCGUAAGCAUUCACUGGAUGAUGUCGCUGCACCGUUAACGGAUCGUUUGGAUUUGGAGACGUACGCCAAGAAUAUUGGUCUACUACCCAUAGAGGUGUUGACGCCGCCAGAGUCAGCGGAUUUGUGUGAUAAACUCAAAUACAGUCCGAAUGCUUCGCCGCUCUCGUCCGCUUCCUCCACGACCAGUUCGUCGAAUAACGCAUUUCCAUUGGUCGCAACCACCGAGCUAGCCACGACAACCACUUUCCACAAGAAAAGGAAAAAGAAGCACUCAAAAGAUUCCAAGGAGCCAAAGGAUAGCAAGCGUCGUCGAAUGCAUGCGGAGAUCUCAAGUAGGCCAGAGGAGGAGAGCUUGAAAAUGAAAGUUAAGCUUACGACGCCGCAUAAUCACAAAUCGCACAAGUCGGAAAGCUCCACAGCCAAGAAAAAUAACGAUGAGUCGCGUAAAUCACACACUUCGGUUAGCAAUGCGAAAUCGCAGCCGUCAUCCGCUGCUGCUUCAGUCCAGCAAGCGACGUCGGUAAAUGAUAAUAUUUUGGCAUUAAAUAGAACACUGGGCGAAGAAUCGCGCAGCAUAAAUCAUCUUAUGAUGGAAAAAGAGCGCACCAAAGAGGUCAUCAAAGUAGUAAAGGCGGAUGAGACCUUACUAACACUAUCGCACACACACCUGCUGCCCAAACCUUAUAACAACAUUAAGGAAGUGAAAUUACCUGCAUCACCGCCUUUACCGCCCAGUCUCUUUAAGACCACGCCACUAAACUUUAACACACUCACCGUUACCAGCACAACAACUGGCCAAUCGAAGCCCACUAACACCAGCGCAAGCAAGCAAACCGAUUUGCCGAAGGCUAAGCAACCAGUUGCGACGGCUUCAAAGCCGACUUCAGCGCCUCAGUACAACAGACAAAGUUCCCUCAAUCUACCCAAGCCGCAUGCACAGUUCAUAGUUCCUAAUCUGCCACGUCGUCCAUCACCCGGUUCGAAAAGCGCUUAUACACCUUCAUCCAUUGCUAGUGCUAGCAGCAAACAGCUCGGUAUGCAACUUAAGCGUUCGGCUUCUUUGGAUGAAUCCUAUGCGCUUAGCGGUCGUGGCAAACAGCCCAAGCUUGAUGCAGCCCAACGUAAAACACUCUACAGCAGCUAUACGAAUAAGCCUUUUGUAGCCACAUCCAACAGUUGCGUCCUUAGUAAGUUUAACGACUGCGUAACCAAUGCUCAAAGCGUCAAUUCCAACGGCAAUAAUAAUAGCGCAGUAACAAUAACAGCACGUCCACCCGGUGGCAUGGCGCAGGCACAAACUCGUUGGCAACUGCCACCGUAUACGCCGCUGCAACUGCCCUUCCAUAAGCCAGCUGUGGAGAUUGUGCGCAUCAACUCAAACCAAACGGCAGCCGACCUGCAGGCACAGGCUGCUGGGAAUGCUUCGAAAAGUGGACGUAUGAUGGGACCGCCAUUAUCCAUGGUUAGGGGUAAGAAGACCGGUGGACAGCAGUUAUGUGCCGACGCGUUAAAGUCUCAGCCAAUGGCAAUGAGCGCCACCACUCUGGGGCUUGGUAGGGGCAAUCCUUACCGUUUAUCGCCACCGGCGUUGGUAAAUCUGCAAGCUCCAACAUUCCCAAAUGCAAAGAAAGCCGGUUCUCUGUCGAUUGCCGAUAAUGCUGCUAGGAAAGCAGAGUCUUUGAGCACGUUGAAUGGCGGCGCUAGCGAUAAGCAGUCACAGCAAUCACGCAUCAGUUUGCGCGAAUUCAGACCCAUGCGUGAGCACACCAUCGAUUUGGUUAAUGAUGGCGGCGAGAAGAGCACGGUUGGGCAGGCGGCAGACACUACGGCUGCAACUGCGUCAGCAACGCCAUCAGCUAGGGAGUGUCUGGAGGCAGCUUUAAAUAAAAUUAAGCAGAAUAUCACUUCCACAACUGUGCAAGACACUGUCACCGCUGUCGCCGCCGCGGCCGCCGCUGCUGCUGCUAAGCAACAACAAUUGGCUAAGCCUACACAAAUGAACAAUGAAGAUCUACAAAAUCUACAUUUGCUCUCCGAGUCAGCAACAACGCGUGAGAAAAUCGCAAUACGAUCAAUCCAAUCCUAUGAGAAGCCAUUGCUACAGCAAUCCUCAUUGGUACGCCAACAAAACGCUUCCGUACGCAACAUACCCAAUCCAUCAGCCUUGGCGUUUCGCAAUAUGUCGACCUUGCCUGCUGUGAGCUCAACAAUGGUGUCGGCCAGCGCGACAGCUACAAAUCUCACCAACACUAACAGCAGCACCACGCUGGCUGCAGUACCUACAACCUCCUCUAGCACAUCCCCGCCCACACAAAAGACAUUACCGUUGGUUGCUCUGCCCUUACACAGCACAACCACCACAGCCACCACGCCCAGUCCUCUCAGUCCUGGCAAUCUACUGCAGGCGUCUGCAACAGCCAGUAACAGUGCGCUUAACGCCACUACCAACACUAUAACAACUUCGACACGCACCAUGAAGAAACCGACAACCAUCGAUCAAGUCGCUGCUAAUUUGAAUAUGCGCGCCUCUGCCGCCGCCGCCGCCGAAGCACAUGCGUCCAAGUUGAACGCAGCAGAAGAUACUUCUACCCAAAUAAGUUCAUCCACCAGCAGCUCUGCAGCAGCCGUCGGGAGUCAAAAUAAUACAAAUGACUGCGCCAAAACGACGUCGCCAUCCUCGUCUGCUGCAAUCACAUCCAGCGAGCCGUCGGCUAGUGCAGCUGCAGCUGCAACUGGAGCUGUAGCUGUAGCCGUAGCUGUAGCUGAGCGUGCAAAGGAGGAACAGGCGAACAGCAAAGCGACAAACGGUGCGGAUGAGAGUGUGAAAGCGAAAGUGUUGCCAAAAUCCAUUGGUGAUGAUGUUGUUGGUGUGACAACUGCGAUUGUCACUGAUGUCACAAGCAUAAAAAAUCUAUCUACCAACAACAACAACAACAAUAACAAUAGCAAGAAUAACAAUAAUAACAGCAGCAACAGCAACAGCAGCAGCACUAACGUCAAAUAUGGCGUGACGACAGCGAGCGUGGCGAGUGAUUAAGUUAAUCGCUGUGAAAUUUUCUUCGAAAUUGUGGAUUCCGAAAUUAAAUACUUUUGGCGUUGGAAGAAUGAAAGCGAUGAUGACACAGAUAGCA